AUGACUGCAUCACUGCGGCAACUUUCAAUGAUGGCUUCACCUAAGACUUCCAUCACUAGCCUCCCCGAAAUCCUCCUCAGAAUUGUUUUUGAAGACGAUGCCCUCGACCAAGAGGAUAUCGCUGCACUUCGACUAACCUGCCAUGCCUUUGUUCACGCCGCAAAUUCCAUCUUGUUUCGUCGGAUAUCCAUCUCCCAGCUCUACCAUGACCGGGACAGAUUCAUCACCAUCUGCAACUCUCCACACUUGGCUCAACAUGUCUAUGAGAUCGAGUGGCAGGAAAUCUCCUGGUUCCCUGGGUAUUUUGCACAGCUGCCAGAUCUGAAACGUGGAAAAGAAGGACCUGAUAGAGAGUUUCGAAGCAUGAUGGGAACACUGGACUUGCUCGCAAAUCAACUUUUUUGGCUCCCAGCCCUCUCCCUCGCCCAGCCGAAUUUGAAUGGCGAUACUGUCCUAAUUCGGCGUGAUAAGGCCAUCAAUAGGUUUCUUGGCGAGUUCUGCAAAUCCUUGCAACUUCUCCCCAACCUCUGCACUGCCAUUUCUCAAGCAAUGCCAGCAGAUCGUCUGCUCCACUGGUGUUCCGAAUAUCCAUUCGAGGUGAAGGUGUUCCAAGACCAUCAUCUUUCCAUACCCGGGGAAUAUUGCGCUUGGGAAUACCCUGGGAGCGAUGGGCUUUGUAAUUUUCUGCUACCUGCCAUGGAGUCUCUGGAGAAUCGUCCCAUUACACGACUGCUGUGGCACGAUGAGUCUCACGGAGCCAGCUACCUUCGACCAUUGCCAUCAAAGCAAGGCUUUCAAAAUCUAGUUUCAAUGCACCUUUCUGCUAAUCCAAAGAACAGCAAGGAAAAUUACGCUCACCUUCAAGCUUGUCUUGAGGCAUGCAGAAAUGUUCGCCAUCUUGCUCUUGAGUUGCGUGAUUGCUUUCAUUACAGCACGCUACAGUUGAAGCUACUCCGCAUCGAUGACGGUGGCAUACCUCAAUGGUCCCGACUGAAUUCUAUCUCCCUUUCCAACUUUUGCUUCCUUGGAGGGUAUGGACGACAGCUCCUCUCCCUCAUCGAGCAUAGCGAGGAAAGCCUGCGUCAUUUGUACUUGCAGGACACCAAAGUCUCUUUCGACCUAAUAAACGAGCUAGCCAAGAGGUGCCCUAGACUGUCUCUCCUAUCUCUAAGAAUCUGGGACAAUCGUCCCUCUGGAGAUUCUAUGUAUGUACCCGAAGACAUACUUCUCAACUACGUCAACAGCGGCACAACCCCCGUCCUGGACUCUGGGAAUAGGGGCUUUGAUCAAAGACGGUUCAAUCGUUACCUGGAAGGUUCUCGUGCUACUCGGUUUCUAUUCACAUUCGAUGGGGAAGACGCUUUGAAACAUGAAUGGACGCUUGAAGCGGAAAAUGAGAGUAAUGAGACAGACCCUUCAGAGCCCCAUCUCGCCAAUGCGCCCAGAUGGGAUUUCAGUCGGUUCUAUCACGAAGACAGUGACCGUGGAGAGGUUUGGGUCUUCCAAAUCGGACAAGAAAACAAACAUAAAGGAUACAAAACAGACUUAUGGAAAUUUACUAACCGUGACGGCGAAGUCGCUUAUGGCCGCUACCCGCUGGACUGGUGGGAGGACUGGGACCCUGACAACGGAGAUUUAGCAGAGCCUACUCCGUAUUGUGACGAUCUUUUCAACUUCGCGGCUGAACGACAGAAAAUCUUCAUGGCUGGAUAUGAAUCCGCGCGGCCACCGCCCGGGGCUAUUAGGUAUGAUGAGGAGGAGGGCGAACUUGUCAAAAGGCUUAAGAGGUAA
Clonostachys solani is the source of this 1791-nucleotide messenger RNA. The record is from the annotation of a GenBank genome assembly. NCBI's taxonomy places the organism in Eukaryota, Fungi, Ascomycota, Sordariomycetes, Hypocreales, Bionectriaceae.